AUGGACAUCAUCGUCAGGAAGGAAGGCGGCAUGAUUGCAUGGCAUUGCGCUCUCGCGGUGUCUGUGGUAGUUCUUGGAUGGUGGAAGCCGUGGAAGAUUGGUAGACGCGAUAGAAAGCUCCCACCAGGUCCUCCGACCUCCUUCCUUCUCGGAAAUGCGCUUCAAUUCCCUCGAUUGUUUCCCCAUCAUCGAUUCACGGAGUGGGCUAAAGAAUAUGGAGACAUCUUCUCACUCAAAAUCUUCAACGAGACUAUAGUUGUUCUGUCCAGCGCGGAAGCGCUUCGAGCGAUCCUCGACAAGCAAGGCGCCGUCACCGGGAAUCGCCCCAAGUCACAUAUCAUAGAACGAACAGAGGGGAUAUACACAGUCUUUGGGAAUAUGGAGUCCCAUUCCUGGAAGUCCAGUCGAAAGGCCGCCCAUAUGCUUCUCACCCCCGACGCACUCAAAGCCCACCUCCAUACCCAGCGCCCAGAGUGGGCCCAGUUCCUCACCGACUUACUCGACUCCCCUGAUGACUUGUUUACGCAUAUACGACGCACGUCGGCUUCAAUUAUGACCACCAUUAUAUACGGCAGGCGCUGCCCUGAGUACGCCAACAGCCCGGCAGAACGUUUCUUCCAGGGCACGCAUCUGUUGAACAAGGUCGUUGACGCAUUUACCCAUCCCCCGAUUGACCUUAUCCCCGCUCUACAAUAUGUGCCCACGCGAUGGGCGAAAUGGAAGCAGCUGAGCAAUCAAACCAAGGCCAUCCGCAAUGCGCUGUUUACGGAGCUCCUCGAAGAGUGCGAGGCGAGGCUGGCGUCAGGUCGAGGGCUCACAGGGUGCUUCAUCGAGAACGUUAUCGAGAACAAAGUCGAGUUGGACAUGGAUCGGGAUGAAAUCAAGGCCUCAGGCAAAGUCCUCAUGGACGGCGGGACAGAAACUACCGCGUCCCUCUUGCAAACCUUCAUUCUCGCAAUGAUCAACUUCCCCGCCGUCCAGAAACGCGCACAGGAAGAGAUAGACAGGAUCAUUGGCGGGGAACGCGUCCCCAACCUCGACGACUUCGACAAGUUGCCGUAUCUCAAGGCAGUCAUCAAAGAAGUACAUCGUUAUCGGCCUUCGUUUCCGCUUGGGAUGCCCCAUGUCACCACCCAGGACGUCGUCUACAAGGAGUAUGUGAUCCCACGCGGAACCAUUAUAUUCACCAAUCUAUGGGGCAUGCACCGCGAUCCACACAAAUUUGACGACCCAGAGGCCUUCAAUCCCGAGCGGUAUCUCGCCACGAAGUAUGGUACGAAGACGGACGAGGACGGCGCCGACUUUCGGGAUAACAUGCAUUUUGGGUCUGGGCGACGACUGUGUCCCGGGAUCGAAAUGGGGUCGAGGAACCUCGCUAUUAAUACGAUGAACAUGCUGUGGGCGUUCAGCUUCAGCAAGGACGAGACAUCGCCAACGGGAGGCAUUGACCUUGACUCCGCGUACCAGAAGCCUGGGAUGGUGUUCUCUCCCCUGCCGUUUAAGUGCAACGUCGUCGUGAGGGACGGGAAGCGGGAGCAAUUGAUCAGGGACUGGCACGCGGCUGAGACUGCGCUGACUGCUUCAUAG
Pleurotus ostreatus (oyster mushroom) is the source of this 1587-nucleotide messenger RNA. RefSeq lists its product as uncharacterized. The transcript has 14 exons. Gene Ontology annotation, molecular function: iron ion binding; monooxygenase activity; heme binding. Lineage: Eukaryota; Fungi; Basidiomycota; Agaricomycetes; Agaricales; Pleurotaceae. The coding region runs from base 1 to 1587 and encodes 528 amino acids. The record is from RefSeq and is a predicted model, not a curated record.